This is a messenger RNA of Hyla sarda, 1407 nucleotides long. RefSeq names its product Fas ligand (gene FASLG). The record is from RefSeq and is a predicted model, not a curated record. Gene Ontology annotation, biological process: immune response; positive regulation of canonical NF-kappaB signal transduction; apoptotic process. The transcript has 4 exons. Gene Ontology annotation, molecular function: tumor necrosis factor receptor binding. The coding region runs from base 39 to 797 and encodes 252 amino acids. Gene Ontology annotation, cellular component: membrane. NCBI's taxonomy places the organism in Eukaryota, Metazoa, Chordata, Amphibia, Anura, Hylidae.
UCUGAAGAACGUCUACAAGAAGCUCAGGCUAAUCUCUAAUGGCCAACAUGCAGCACCUGAGAUACGGCCAGCAGUCGGCCUACUGGGCGAACCAACAUGAAAGACCCGUCAUCCUGACCCACUCACCCAUGCCACCGCCGAUUCCGCCAACUUUCCCAGAUUUCAGGAUAAAACGCCGCAAAGAUGGAACCUGCGCUUACCUUGUGCUUAUUUUUCUUCUGGUCCUUUUGGCGCUGGCCGGGGUCGGACUGGGGACUUACAAGAUCAUCGAGCUGCAGAAGGACAUGGACGCCCUCAAAGAGCUUUCGGGUGAAGCCAAUUUAUCUCCUUCCUUGGCGAAGCUGACAGGGCUGGAAAAGCCUCCAGAGAAAAAUGAUGGCAGACAAGCCGCACAUGUCACAGGAAAAAUCAGCACAACUUUGCCGCUCUCUUGGGAAGAUGUCGCUGGGCGAGCCUUUACCGCGGGCAUUCGGUACAAAAACCGAGGCCUAAUAGUGAAUAAAACAGGCCUGCACUUUGUGUAUUCCUCCAUCUACUUCCGGGGAAACGCCUGUCCCAAAGACAAAGAGUUAACGCAUAUUGUCUAUAAGAAAACCUCAAGGUAUCCUCAAGGAAUCAAACUCAUGGAAAAUAGAGAAGAUUACAACUGUACCCCGCGUGUUAUAUGGGGGAGACACAGUUACCUCGGAGCUGUAUUCAACCUCACCGCCUACGAAGCCUUGUACGUCAACGUCUCCAAUGUCAGCUUGGUCGGCCCCGAUGAAACGAAAACAUUCUUUGGCCUUUACAGAUUAUGAUACGAACUUCACACAUUGAUGAAUAUUCUAGAUUUAUUGCUAUUCUGAUAGGGUAGCCUUCGUCUAUAGUGGUCCCUGUAUAGGGGGAUGCUCCGUAAACAAUCUUCAGAUGGAAGAUGGAUAAUAAGAAUAUUGUUUUCGAGGUUGUUAUAUCCAAGAGAUUUCUCUACAGUUUCCAUGUUUUAAUGGAGAUCCUUGUUACAUUUCUCUUUUCAAGAGAUAAGAAAAGUUAGGUUUGUGUCAUUGGACCAGUAGGGAAUAUAUCGAGCAGCUGGUUGACAUAUAUGGGAACCAUUGUAGAAGCAAAGGGAUAUAUAGAAAUGUUCCACUUUCACAUCCAUAAAGUAUUUAUGAAGGGUUCUUUUUAUCUAGGUACAUUGCCAUAUGAUGUAAGGGUUUGAUUAAAGGGGUAUUUCGGUGGAAUAAUAAAAAAAAAAAAAAUCAAAGUUAAACAGAUUUGUAAAUUAAAAUAGUGGCGAGACGAGAAAGGAGAGGGCACACAAAAGGCAUCUUCACCUUAGUUAUGGUGCAGCGAGGUAUCGGCAACCUAUAUGGUCGUCUACUGCUGGGUGCACAUACGAAGAUUAAAGUAUCAAGUAUAGACAAAAAA